UGAAAUGUUAGAAAAAUAAUCAUUGAAGAUUUUGUCUAAAAAGGAGUUUGAGGCAACUGGCUAGCUCAGUCACUAGAGCAUAAUAAAAUUUAUUAAUUUAAAAAAAAUUUUUUUUAAUGUCUAUUUUUGAGGCAGAGAGAGAGACAGACCAAUCGUGAAUGGGGGAGAGAGAGAGGAAGACAGAAUUUGAAGCAGGCUGCAGGCUCUGAGCUGUCAGCAGAGAGCCCACCGUGAGGAUUGAGCUCACAAACUGCGAAAUCCUGACCCAAGUGAGAUCAUGCCCCAAGCCGAAGUAGGAUGCUUAACCGACUGAGCCAUUGAGGCGCCAUUGCAAAAAAUUUUUUAAUAAAAAGAUGGGAGUGUGACAUGCGUUUAGCUUUCUAGAAAAAGAGCUAUCCUCUUUAACAUGUUCUUUGGACGCUAGACUUUUCUAUGCAUUUUCAGAAAGACAUUAUAAAUUGUUAUAUGACACUACCUUUAAGUAACCAAAUGGUUUCUCAAAGGUAGGAACUAUGUGUUCCACUUUUUAUGUCCAUGUGCCUUAUAACCUAUUUUGUUUUCAGUAAAUACCUGCUCAAGUAAACUAACAAACAGCAAAAGGAAUGUGUAUCAGUAUUAUAUUAGCUGCAUAAAAGAAGUCCCAAAGUAAACAGUCUAGGAUUGGUAUGGAGGCUUCAAAGGGACCUAGGCUUUUUCCAGUUUUCUGCCCUAACAUCACUAAGUUCUAGAGUUUGAAAGAGUCUAUCUUGAAAAUCUCCCCAGUGCAUCUAUGUAUGAGCGCAGUUACAUGCAUAGAGAUGUUAUCACCCAUGUGGUAUGCACCAAGACAGACUUUAUUAUUACUGCCAGUCAUGAUGGACAUGUUAAGUUCUGGAAAAAAAUAGAAGAGGGAAUUGAAUUUGUUAAACAUUUUCGUAGUCACCUGGGAGUUAUUGAGAGUAUUGCAGUUAGCUCUGAGGGAGCAUUGUUCUGUUCUGUGGGUGAUGAUAAAGCAAUGAAGGUGUUUGAUGUAGUGAACUUUGACAUGAUCAAUAUGCUGAAGCUUGGCUAUUUUCCUGGACAAUGUGAGUGGAUCUAUUGCCCAGGGGAUGCCAUAUCUUCAGUUGCUGCUUCUGAGAAGAGCACAGGAAAAAUUUUCAUUUAUGAUGGUCGAGGAGAUAACCAGCCGCUUCAUAUUUUUGACAAGCUCCAUACAUCACCUCUUACUCAGAUACGGCUGAAUGCAGUUUAUAAAGCAAUAGUGUCUUCUGAUAAAUCUGGAAUGAUUGAAUACUGGACUGGGCCUCCUCAUGAAUAUAAGUUCCCCAAAAAUGUGAACUGGGAAUAUAAAACUGACACCGAUUUGUAUGAGUUUGCCAAGUGCAAGGCUUAUCCAACCAGCAUAUGUUUUUCACCUGAUGGGAAGAAAAUAGCUACUAUUGGUUCUGAUAGAAAAGUUAGAAUUUUCAGAUUUUUAACUGGAAAACUCAUGAGAGUCUUUGAUGAAUCACUAAGUAUGUUUACUGAACUGCAGCAGAUGAGGCAACAGCUACCCGACAUGGAAUUUGGCCGACGAAUGGCUGUUGAACGUGAGUUGGAGAAGGUGGAUGCAGUAAGAUUAAUUAACAUAGUCUUUGAUGAAACUGGACACUUCGUGCUAUAUGGAACAAUGCUAGGCAUUAAAGUUAUAAAUGUAGAAACAAACCGGUGUGUGCGCAUCUUAGGCAAGCAGGAAAAUAUUAGAGUGAUGCAAUUGGCUCUGUUCCAGGGAAUAGCCAAAAAACAUCGUGCUGCAACUACUAUAGAAAUGAAAGCUUCUGAAAAUCCUGUUCUUCAAAAUAUUCAAGCUGACCCAACAAUAGUUUGUACAUCUUUUAAGAAGAAUAGAUUUUACAUGUUUACCAAACGAGAACCAGAAGAUACAAAAAGUGCAGAUUCUGACAGAGAUGUUUUUAAUGAGAAACCUUCUAAAGAAGAAGUCAUGGCAGCUACUCAAGCUGAAGGACCUAAACGUGUUUCAGAUAGUGCCAUUAUCCACACAAGCAUGGGAGACAUUCAUAUCAAACUUUUUCCUGUUGAGUGCCCUAAGACAGUGGAAAACUUCUGUGUUCAUAGCAGAAACGGCUAUUAUAAUGGGCAUACAUUUCACCGUAUAAUUAAGGGCUUCAUGAUUCAAACAGGAGAUCCAACAGGUACUGGUAUGGGAGGAGAAAGCAUAUGGGGAGGAGAAUUUGAAGAUGAGUUUCAUUCAACAUUACGACAUGACAGACCAUAUACACUCAGCAUGGCCAAUGCUGGAUCAAAUACUAACGGAUCCCAGUUUUUUAUAACAGUAGUACCAACGCCUUGGCUUGAUAAUAAGCACACAGUGUUUGGACGAGUGACUAAAGGAAUGGAAGUUGUACAGAGGAUCUCCAAUGUCAAAGUCAAUCCCAAAACAGAUAAGCCCUAUGAGGAUGUCAGCAUCAUAAAUAUUACUGUCAAGUAAAAUAAGGUUUGUUUCAUUGUAUGUGUAAAUAGAAAUACACGUAUAUUAAACACAGGGUUAUUUUACACAGGAAGCUCUUAGAACUUGCUAAACAUCCAAAUCAUGUUUCAAGGAUGCAAUAUUAUGUUUUUAUAUUUUUCAUUAAAGGACCUUUUUUAAAA
Messenger RNA from Felis catus (domestic cat), 2628 nucleotides. It is a transcript of the gene PPWD1, whose product is annotated as peptidylprolyl isomerase domain and WD repeat containing 1. The record is from RefSeq and is a predicted model, not a curated record. The transcript is spliced from 11 exons. Gene Ontology annotation, molecular function: peptidyl-prolyl cis-trans isomerase activity; protein binding. NCBI's taxonomy places the organism in Eukaryota, Metazoa, Chordata, Mammalia, Carnivora, Felidae. Gene Ontology annotation, biological process: protein peptidyl-prolyl isomerization. The coding region runs from base 770 to 2467 and encodes 565 amino acids.